AUGAGGAGGUCACCUCUGCCCUUGCUGGCCUCCGUCCCGGGUCCGACGCGACGACGAGUCCUCUGCUCUUCCGACCCAACUCCACGAUGGCCUCGCCGACCGCAAGCGCAAUGUAGAACCCUCGCCUCCUCCGCCACGGCUAUCGAGGCGUCCGGCGACGUCACGCCGCCCCUGCCCGACUCAUGUCCUAAGCUGCCGUUCCGCUUCGAGACCGGCUUUGCGCUGUUUGCGAAACGGGCCCCCAGACCAUUCCCGCCGCCCUUCCACUCGCCGCCGUCCGGCUCUUUCUCCGACCCUCUGAGCACGCACCACCAGAGUCGUCACAAGCGCGCAUUCGUGGAUGGGGAGCUUAUUCGCGGGUGGACGAACGGGGACGAUGCGGUAUAUGCGAGCGACCACUUCAUAUGCGCCAACGAUGGGGUAGGCGCAUGGUCAGCUCGGCCACGGGGUCAUGCCGGCUUAUGGUCAAGGUUAAUACUACACUUCUGGGUGUCGGCUAUGCAAGAAGACAUUACAAGAGUCCGGUCGCCGGAUCACCCCUAUAGCCCAGAUCCCGUACGAUAUCUUCAAGAAGCCUUCGAGCGCACAACCGAGGCCACCGCCGCCCCAAUAGAUUGCCAAGGGACUACGACAGCAACUGGAGCACAGCUCUUCUACAAGGGUGACGCGGCCAACAGGACGUCGCCUGCGACACCGCUGCUAUACGUGACAAACAUUGGGGACUCAUCCAUUUGCGUGGUGCGUGUAAAGGGCCAGAAGAUGAUAUAUAGAUCAAAAGAGCAAUGGCACUGGUUUGACUGUCCGAGACAACUAGGAACGAACAGUCCAGAUACCCCAGUUCAGAAUGCGGUCAUGGACACGGUCGAGCUCCACGAAGGCGACAUUGUCCUUGCCAUGUCCGACGGCGUCAUCGACAAUCUCUGGGAGCACGAGAUCGUCGAGAACGUAACGAAGAGCGUCGAGCGUUGGGAGGCCGGAGAAGGGGACUCGGCCGGGGGUGACCGCGAACACGGUGCGAAUGGCGGCAUGACAUUCGUUGCGGAGGAGCUCAUGAAUGCGGCCAAGGAUAUUGCGACUGAUCCUUUCGCGGAGAGCCCGUUCAUGGAACGGGCCAUCGAGGAGGGGUUGGCGAGCGAAGGAGGAAAACUCGACGACAUAAGCGUCGUUGCCGCAUUAUGUCGACGAAACUCGGCCAGCUAA
Molecule: messenger RNA, 1200 nt
Organism: Anthostomella pinea
Lineage: Eukaryota; Fungi; Ascomycota; Sordariomycetes; Xylariales; Xylariaceae
Source: the annotation of a GenBank genome assembly